AUGAGCAUCGAGGAGAUGCUGAAAAAGAUUAUGGCUAAUCAAGCCCAAUUAGCUGCUGAUGCAAGAAACAAUCAGUUAUCUAUACAAAAUCUAAAGAAGCAAUUCGGGCAGCUGGCUAGUGCGCAGAACUCACGACGACAAGGAGGUUUUCCAGGUAACACUGACCCAAAUCCCAAGCAAGUAAAUGCAGUAGGUACUCGCAGUGGGUUACAAUUGGACGAGUUCGCUCCUAAGAAAAGAAACACUGAUGCUGUGAAUAAAGAGAGUGAACCCAAGGAGGGAGAAGUUGUUGCACAAGAAGAAAAAGUGCAACCAAUUGUUAAACCACAUCCUCCAUUCCCUCAAAAGUUCAAGAAACAAAAGGAGGAUGAAUGUUUUUGUAAGUUCCUCUCUCUUUUGAAACAAGUUCACAUUAACUUGCCAUUGGUAGAUUUUUUGCAGGGUAUACCCAGGUAUGCGAAAUACGUGAAGGAGAUUGUGGCGAAUAAAAAGAGGCUGAUAGAGUAUGAGACUGUUGCACUUACUGAAGAGUGCGGCUCCAGAAUCCAAAAUAAGUUGCCCACUAAAUUGAAAGACCCAGGUAGCUUUACGGUUCAGAUCACUAUAGGGCAGAUCAUUUAUGCGCGAGGAUUGUGUGAUCUAGGAGCUAGUAUAAAUUUGAUGCCGACUUCUUUGUACAAAAAGCUGGGGUUGGGUAGUCCUAAACCUACUACCAUUAUCUUACAAUUGGCUGAUAUAUCUGUAGCUAGGCCUGUGGGUGUUGUAGAGGAUGUGUUAGUGCAAGUGGGAUCAUUGAUUUUCCUAGUAGAUUUUGUUGUGCUGAAUUUUGUGCCAGACCCUGAGGUCCCAUUCAUCCUAGGAAGACCUUUCUUGGCUACUGGAGGGCGAUGA
Molecule: messenger RNA, 891 nt
Organism: Solanum verrucosum
Lineage: Eukaryota; Viridiplantae; Streptophyta; Magnoliopsida; Solanales; Solanaceae
Exons: 1
Coding region: 1-891 (296 amino acids)
Source: RefSeq, a predicted model, not a curated record